Molecule: messenger RNA, 1584 nt
Organism: Funneliformis geosporum
Lineage: Eukaryota; Fungi; Glomeromycota; Glomeromycetes; Glomerales; Glomeraceae
Source: the annotation of a GenBank genome assembly
AUGAAUUCUCAAACUCGAUUGAAUUCGGAUUGUCUAAAACGAAUAUUUGAACACAUAUCUUAUUCAUCAGAAUACCUUCAUAUAACGCAUAAGACGUUACAUUCAUGUAUUUUAGUAAGUAAACAUUUUUGUGAGAAUGCCAUGCCAAUAUUAUGGAGGAAUCCAUGGAAUCCUAGCACGAAUAAAUUCAAGAACAAUUAUAAUAAAAAGUUUUCCAUCAGCAAGACGAUUUUAUCAUGCCUAUUGUAUCAUCAUCAACAAGAGAACGAUUUGAUGGAGAUUAACGAGUCGACGAAUUCUACAGAUGGUACAACUUUUAAACCACCUUUAUUUGAUUAUAUAAGUUAUUGUAAAUAUGUUGAUUAUCAAGACAUUGAGAAGAUAGCUCAAACGUUAUUGGAUAGGAAACAUGAGUUAAAUAUUUUUAUUAAAAUAAAAUAUAAAAAGAACACCUUGCUCGAAUACAUUUGGAAAUUAUUCAUGGUAAAAUGUAAUAAUCUAGAGUACCUCAGGUACCCAAAUAAUGUUAAUAUAAGUACUUUACCAGGAUCUCAAAAUUCUUUAGAAUCGUUGAACGAGUUGGAAUGUGAGGUCAAAAAGGAUUCAAGUCAUUUGAAAUUAACAAUAAAUUAUACUGGAUUGGCUAAAAUUUGUUUCAACUUGAAAAGAAUUAUCGUCAAACCUUUGGAUAAGGAUAACAGGGGUUUGGCUACCUUGAUUAGGGCGCAGAAUGGUUUGAAGGAAUUAAAUUUAUUCACGAAUCAAAAUGCGGUGAAAGAUUUGAGAUUUAUCGAUCAAGCGUUAUUAAUUCAAUCUCAUUCACUUGAAACCUUAACGAUUAAAGGAAAUUUUUAUUUUCAAAAUUCUUUCCUUUCCUCUUUACAUAAUUUAAAACGAUUACAAAUUAAAUUGGCCAUAAAUAGUAACAUAAAUUAUUUACUGGAUUCUGCCAUUUUACCAAAUCUUGAAUUCCUAUCUAUUCAAUUAAAUUAUUAUGCUUUUGAUUUAUCUUUAGAUCAUUACUCUAGAUUGAUUUCAAGGACAAAGGGUCACCUUCGUAAAUUCGAAAUAAUUAAUGCCACGAGACCCCCGACAAGGGUACUUGGGUUACAACCUUAUCUUCAAUCAAUAAUUACCCAUUGCCCUCAAAUUAAUAGUGUUAGAAUCUGGUACAUUAAUGAUUUUUUGAAUGAUUUCAAACAUUUAUUAAUUAAUGCCGAACAUUUAAAUUCCAUUGAACUGGAUUUUUUAGAAAUGCAUUUAAAUGAUUAUUACACGAUAUUUGAUGAUGAUGAAUCGGAAAGGGAGAGGGAACAUCACGCAAAACUAUUAUUAGAUGCCCUAGCGUGUUUAUCCUCGCAUAAUCUAAAUCAUUUGUAUUUGCAUAACCUUUGGUGGUUAUUACCUCGAGAAUUAAAUCACUUUUUGGAAUCUUGGAAAAAGAAAUUGGUUCGAUUGACUUUAAAACUUAAAGCCAAUAGAAAGGUAGAUUUGAAUUCUUAUUUAGACGUAAUUGAAAAACACGUCAAGGCAGGCACAUUAACUGACGACUCGGGUCUGUGGGUUAAAGAAUUUCCAUAUUAG